Molecule: messenger RNA, 719 nt
Organism: Dinoponera quadriceps
Lineage: Eukaryota; Metazoa; Arthropoda; Insecta; Hymenoptera; Formicidae
Product: retinol dehydrogenase 10-A-like
Exons: 3
Coding region: 251-700 (149 amino acids)
Cellular component (GO): lipid droplet
Molecular function (GO): oxidoreductase activity, acting on the CH-OH group of donors, NAD or NADP as acceptor
Source: RefSeq, a predicted model, not a curated record
GCGUAACCGCGGCGUACGCGUACAAGUGAGUUUAUAAAAUUCGAUAAAGUUGCGGAAUGAUACACACAACCUACGAUAAUGUAUUUUAUUUGUGGUUGGAAUAUCUUGGCACACGACGAAUGCACAUUAUUACUAUUGCACUUAAUGUAACUGUGUGUGAGUUUUUCUUGAAAUCAACAGUUACGGUACAAAAAGAUACGACGAGCCUGAGCUAAAAUAUUCUAAUCGGAAGUGGAUCGAUGAAAUUUCAAUGACACCUUUAUAUAGGUGCGACGUAUCGAAAAGAGAAGAGAUUUUCGAAGUAGCCGCGAGAGUCAAGAGAGAGGUCGGUGACGUCACUAUUCUAGUUAACAAUGCUGGUAUAAUGUCUUGCCAUGCUUUUCUCGAUCAUACUGCCGACGAAAUUAAACGGAUCUUUGACAUCAACGUGCUAGCACAUUUCUGGACGCUGCAGGCGUUUCUACCGAGUAUGAUUGAAAAGAAUCACGGUCACAUUGUCGCGCUCUCAUCAAUAGUAGGGCUCUUUGGUUUAUCAAACAUAAUUCCCUAUUCCGCCAGCAAAUUCGCAGUUAGAGGACUCAUGGAGGCGAUUAACGAGGAAUUACAAUUGUCUACCAAGGGAAAAUCAAUGAUCAAAUUCACUACCGUUUAUCCGUAUAUAGUGGACACCGGAUUUUGCAAGAAGCCAAGAAUAAAGUAAGUUUGUGAUGAAACUACAA